Molecule: messenger RNA, 5152 nt
Organism: Prinia subflava (tawny-flanked prinia)
Lineage: Eukaryota; Metazoa; Chordata; Aves; Passeriformes; Cisticolidae
Gene: DPH6
Product: diphthamine biosynthesis 6
Exons: 15
Coding region: 2211-4718 (835 amino acids)
Biological process (GO): protein histidyl modification to diphthamide
Molecular function (GO): diphthine-ammonia ligase activity
Source: RefSeq, a predicted model, not a curated record
AUUUGGUUUUUCUGGAAGCUAUAAAACUAAAUGCAAUAGAACCGUCUACCCAAAGCCCGGAUACAUUGUAUCAACAAUAGAUUAAUAAUAACAGAUCUUUGCAGAUCUUCCAACAAAGCUUAGAAAGGAUAUUUACAAGUCUUUGAAUAUUUGUUCUGAAGCUGUCUGAUUACAGCUACAGAUUAUAUGGUCUCUCCAUUUUAUAAAGCAGUACAAUAAUUUAUGAUUUUUGCUUCCCAUGUAUCAUUGCUCAGUAUUGCUAAUAAGCAUUUUCUAAGUGUUCACAGCUACUAGCCAAAUAAUUCUUUUUGUGAUAAUAAAAAAGUAAACAUAUAUCAUUCAAACCCCGAAAAUACAGAGGCGAUGUAUCAGAAAACUACCUUCCUCUUUUUUUAUUUUCUAGGCAAUAAAUCAAAUAACUUUGUUCUGCCUUUUUUUCUUCAGAGGUCUGGUUAAUCUCUACUAGUUCACGUACUAUGCAGUGUUGUUUCAUUCAUUUUUGUAAUCUCUGAUAAAAUGUCUCUUCUAGUUCAGAACAGGUCCCCAUCACCUUUAUGUGCUAAGAAGUCUCAACUCCUAAAAAAAUUCCUGCAGUUUCCUAAGAAUUUCACAUCUAAGACACUCUCUUUUAGAUCCCCUAGGAUGUUUUGAAGUGCAGAAAAAGCUUACAAAGAUUUACACAUUAUGUCAUCAUCAAUAAACUAGUAGGAAACUCAAGCGCCCUGUAAGCAAUUCCAAGGCGAGGCAAAUAUUCUGUCUCGUAAUGCCGGAUCGUGAUGGUCAAAGCAUGAACUGAAGAUUUUCUUUUUUAAAUGUACGUUUUUGCAAUUAUUCAAAUGCAGAAAAAUCUAUGUUGUGUUUAUUACCUCUUCACCGCUACUAAGUAAAUAAGUUUUAUACCAAUUGUCAUUUCUUAACUUUUCAAAAGUGUAUUUAGGAAGGCAUCAUCACUUUCAUAUCUGCCCAAUUACUCACUCCUAUUUUACAGUAAUUUACUGUAUAAAUAGUGUGCUGACUUAAAUCAUCUUUUUAAAAAGUGAUUUUUCAAGCUGUUUCUUGAGCUGCACAUAAAAAAACUUAUACAUUCUCACUAUGCAUUUAUUUUGGUACAUUUAUCACUACAACAAAAUGCUUUUUUUUAGAAUAUGUUCUUCCAUCUUAUCUCUUCCUAGGAAGUUCAUACUUAGCAGCCUAUGAGCAAGGAACUAACGUAAGGCCUGAGUGGCACAGAUUGUUAUAUAGCACUGUACAGUAUCAUGUUACAAGGGACUGGUAAGUUAGCAGGCAUAGUGCAUAAAGCGUUUAUCCCAGCCUUGAGGGACAAAGCAUUCUGUGAUAGCUGCAGCGUUUGCUGCAACUAAAUUCAGCAGGGACCACGAACGGGCACUGCUGUCCCUGCAGCGGCAGGCUGGCACCGCGGGCAGCCCGAGGCUCACCCGGGCACCGCGCUGUCCCGCACACCGCCUCAACCAGGGCGGGCAACCAGCUGCGCCCCAGGGGCUUCUUGCCCCAUUCUACUCCCACAGGCCCUAGGAACCAAAGCUUGGAGAGUGGUGGGCCCUUAGACUGCUGCUUCAAACCCUGCCACAAUACCAGCAGCAAUGUCUUUACCGGCCGGUAUAGGACUCCUAAAGUCAGUUUAGCGAUAAAGUUUCUUCGAGAGAACUAACCCACGCGUUUCUUCCGUGCCAUGGGAGAAAUAAACUUGUGUGGCAGGUGUCAGAAGACUGGGCACCGCGAUAGGCUUUUGACUUAGCCUGCAAACCUACAGGGGUGUCUGCCAUGUGCCUCACGGCGGGAUUGCACAGAAAACUGGGCCAAAAUCAGAUUACGAGAUCAGAUUUUCGGUCUGCGGCAGCUGAAGGCGAAGAUGCAGAUGGACGUUUUGUGCUCGCCUGCGAGCAGAGAGCGGCGAGGCAGCCAGGGCAGCUCUGCUGUUCCUCCCUCCUCGCUGCCGCAACCACCGGUCCGAAGCGACUUCUAAAGCCCGCAGCAACCCCUGCCCUCCCAGCGGGCCCUGCCGGGCUCCCUGCCCCGGCCGCGGUGGAGCCGUACUGUGCCCCGCAGUCCCCCGGCGGGCACCCAUGGGGAAGAGGUGGCCUCCCUCGGCCGGCCCUGUUCCCUAGAUAGCAGUGGUUUAGAGCAAGUCCGUAGAUCUUCGCUAAAGGACAGAAAGCAACUGGCAGGUACAGGGAAGCGAGUGGAGGGCGAUGCCCUCAAACGGCCGGCCCGGACCUGCCAGCGCGGCCGCCCUGCCCUCCAUAGGCGCCCGGCGCUCUGCCUCCGCGGCCGCGCCCUCCUCCCGCCCGCCCCUGGGCCGCGCCCGGGCUCCGCCGCCCCGGCCGGCGCGCAGCACCGCGGCGGAGGCAGCGCACCUCUCCGGGCACGGGGGCCGGCGGCUCGCCGAGCCUAGCUCUGCGCAGGCAGUCAGCCGGCCUGCCCCGGGAGGAGGGCCCGGCGAGGGGAGGCGGCCAAGCGGCAGCGGUAGCAACGGAGGAGCCGGCAGCGUGCGCAGCCCAGCGUGGCUGUGCGACCAGGCUCCUUCCCCGCUGCGCUUGCCAGCUGUCGCCCACCUCCCUGUCAGUGGUUACCGCCCCCGGCCUGCGAGCAACAUGAGAGUAGUGGCUUUGAUCAGUGGUGGGAAGGACAGUUGUUAUAAUAUGAUGCAAUGUGUUGCUGCUGGGCAUCAGAUUGUUGCUCUAGCCAAUUUAAGACCUGCUGAAAAUACAGGGAAGACUGAUGAAUUGGACAGCUAUAUGUAUCAGACAGUAGGACACCAUGCCAUUGACCUAUAUGCUGAUGCUUUGGAUUUGCCGCUCUAUCGUGGUUUUAUAAAAGGUACCAGUGUAAAUACUGGAAGAGUGUAUACUGCAUGCCAGGAAGAUGAGGUUGAAGACCUUUACCAGCUCAUGAAACUUGUUAAGGACAAAGAAGGAGUAGAGGGUGUAUCUGUGGGAGCCAUUCUUUCUGACUACCAGAGAGUUCGAGUGGAAGAUGUGUGCAGAAGGCUUAAUCUUCAGCCUUUAGCUUACCUCUGGCAUCGGAACCAGGAAGAACUGCUUAAAGAAAUGAUAUCAUCUAAUGUUCAAGCCAUAAUCAUAAAAGUGGCAGCUUUUGGUUUAGAUCCAGAUAAACAUCUAGGAAAAACUCUAGGUGAAAUGGAGCCUAUUCUUUUGGAGCUCUCUGAGAAAUAUGGAGUCCAUGUUUGUGGAGAAGGAGGAGAAUAUGAAACAUUCACUCUGGACUGCCCUCUGUUUAAGAAGAAAAUAGUUGUAGAUUCAGCCGAGGUGGUCAUGCAUUCAGCUGAUGCAUUUGCACCUGUGGCCUACCUUCAUUUUUUAAAACUACACCUGGAGAGUAAGCAGGAAGAAUCCUCAGGUACUUUUGUGGUUAGUAGCUGUUCUUGUGAGAUAAGCUGCACAGAGGAUGAUAUUUUCCCUUCGUCAGAAGAGUAUGAACCACUGAAAAAUAUUCCAGUCAUCUGGAAGACUUUGAAACAUAAUUCUUUGAAUUUCACUAAGACAUUGCAAAAUUCUGGAAAAUCCCUGAGUGGUUACCAGUGGUUUGCAGGUAUCACUGCCCACUUCCUUCCGUCAAAGGAUAAAAACGCUCAAGAUGCAGCACGGGAAGCAUUUUCUUCUCUCAGAGCUAAUUUGGCUUCAGAGGGAUUGAAACUGAAGGAUAUUAUUUUGGUUCAUCUAUAUAUGAAGAGCAUGAAAGAUUUCAGUGUUAUAAACUCAGUUUAUGUGACAGAAUUUGAUUUGUGUCCACCAGCAAGAGUAUGUGUGGAAACGCUGUUACCUGAUGGAGUGCUGUUUUGCAUUGACUGCCUUGCACAUAAGUAUGACAUGGCAAUGGAUGAUGUAGUACAUGAUGAAAAGCUGGUCAUGCAUGUACAGAGCAUUUCCCACUGGGCACCUGCCAGCAUAGGACCUUACAGUCAGUCCAUCAAGGUUGGUGAUGUUCUCUACUGUGCUGGACAGAUUGCUCUGGUACCCUGCACGAUGCAGCUUGUUGGCGGUGGCGUACGCGCAGAGGCCAGCGUUUCCCUCCGUCACGUUGGGCGAGUUCUCCAAGCCAUGAGCCAGAGGACUGCUCUCCUCCACGUCAUCACAGCCAGCUGCUACGUAACCGACAGCAAGAGCAUUCCUAUUGCCCGCUCCAUCUGGCAGAAGAAAUUGAGAGAAUGCAAAAAGGUUGAAGACUCAGAGAUGUAUCCUGAUGAAACUGCAGUAUGUGGGUUGCUUGCUGUGGUUGUAGUAUCUCACCUACCUCGAGAUGCUGCCAUUGAAUGGCAUGUUGUUGCAGUAGUUGAUGAUCCACUCCGAAGAAAACAUUUUGGAAUGAAGAUGUUGUCAGAGGGCUUCCAAAUCAAGUGUGAAUCUGUGGAGUCUAGUUCUGCAUCUUGUGCAUCAAUCUCGGCACGCCUGAGCUUGAUUUCGUCAUCCACUUCUCACCUUGAUUUAGAUGGACCCCUUCAUGACUUAGUUGCUAUGUUUAAACAAGCUAUUGACAAACUCUCAGAAGACUGCACUGCCAGUCCUUUGUCCUUUAGAGCUUUCUUCAAGGAGCAUGUCUUUGAUGCUGAAGCACUACAAAAAGGACUGCAAGAAUACCUUGAAACAUAUUUGGAAGAGAAGACCCCAGCUCUGAUUUUAGUCCCUGUGUUGGAUUUACCUGACAAGGAUGUUAUUCAUAUAACAUGCUGGCUAAGCUAGCAGUUUAAAGAUGAGUUGAUAUCAAAACACACAUACAUUCCAUCCAGGAGAGAACAAAGAAAAGAGUUGAUACUAACUCUGUUGGAUACUUUCAUGAAGCAAUAUUGUUUGAUUUAAGCAAAGUCAUAUUACCUUGUUAAUAAUGCCUCGUGAUAUGUGACAGAGCCAGGUUUGUAAGAAGAAUAAAACUUUCUUUUAAAAAUAAUCUACUUUUUUCUGACUCGUUUUUAGAUGUCUGCAGGUUAUAGCAGGUGACUUUUGGGAGAUGCAGUUGGUCUGAUCACAUUGGUUCUUUGAUAUAUUUAGGUCUGGUUACAACACACCAAAUACUGUUUAUUAGAUAUUUUGGAUCAUCAUGUUUUCACCUCCAUUCAUAUUUAGAUCAUUUGGAUGGAGGUGAAACUAGAAUAUUACCUCCAAUACUGUUUUAGAGA